Messenger RNA from Rosa chinensis, 1254 nucleotides. RefSeq names its product novel plant SNARE 11. Gene Ontology annotation, cellular component: Golgi apparatus; SNARE complex; ER to Golgi transport vesicle membrane. Gene Ontology annotation, molecular function: SNARE binding; SNAP receptor activity. The coding region runs from base 1 to 786 and encodes 261 amino acids. The record is from RefSeq and is a predicted model, not a curated record. The transcript is spliced from 10 exons. Gene Ontology annotation, biological process: vesicle fusion; retrograde vesicle-mediated transport, Golgi to endoplasmic reticulum. NCBI's taxonomy places the organism in Eukaryota, Viridiplantae, Streptophyta, Magnoliopsida, Rosales, Rosaceae.
AUGGAUCCGUUAUCUGCAAUCAGCGAGGAGCUGGCGGAGAUCGACGGCCAAAUCGCCGACGUCUUCCGUGCGUUAUCGAAUGGGUUUCAGAAGGUGGAGAAGAUCAAGGACUCGAAUAGGCAGAGCCGGCAGCUGGAGGAUCUCACUGAUAAGAUGCGGGACUGUAAGAGACUUAUCAAAGAGUUUGACAAGGAAGUAAAGAAUAUGGAGAGACGAAUUGAUCCAGACACAAGUAGAAUGCUGAGUGAGAAAAAGCAAUCAAUGAUCAAAGAGUUGAACUCAUAUGUGGCUUUGAAAAAACAAUAUGCAACAAAUCUUGAAAACAAGAAAGUGGAUCUCUUUGAUGCACCAGCUAAUGAAUACGGGGAACAAAAUGUGUUGCUUGCCUCGGGUAUGACAAAUCAGCAACUUAUUGAUAAUGGACACCAAAUGAUGGAUGAGACUGAUCAAGCCAUCGAUAGAGCACAAAAGGUUGUUCAUGAGACUAUCAAUGUUGGAACAGAGACAGCAGCAACUCUCAAGGCUCAAACUGAACAAAUGAGUAGGAUUGUUAACGAGCUGGACUCUAUCCAUUUCUCAAUCAAGAAGGCUACCAAGCUGGUGAAGGAAAUUGGUAGGCAGGUUGCAACUGAUAGGUGUAUUAUGGGAUUUCUUGUCCUUAUUGUCAUUGGAGUCAUAGCCAUCAUCAUUGUGAAGAUCGUUCAUCCGAACAACAAAGACAUUCGAGAUAUUCCUGGGCUUGCCCCUCCUGCGAUGAACCGAAAAUUACUGUGGAGUCCUUAUUGAAGAGAGUUCAAAGAGAGUUGAAAAUGAAUGAUAUGAUAAGAUUGCCAAGAUGAUUUGCAUUCAUGGUCAGAUGACUGUUAGCUUGUGAUGCUGUUCUUGGCCCUGUUUCAUAAAGCAGGUAGUGAAUGACUUCCCAGUCAGUUGCAAUAGAGACCGGCUCAAUUUCCAGAAAGCUAGUCUCAUUACUGUUGUUGUGCCUUGUUCAUUGGCUUCCCCUGAGAUCUGUUGUAUGAUCAAAAUUUUUCUUCUUCCCCGCCCGACUAUAAAAGUUACUCCCUAUUAAAGCGAGGAAAACUUACAAUGUGUAUUCUAGGUUGUAUUGGUUUAUACCUUAUUACCUUGUAUAAACAGAGUGAUUUUGUAGUCCCUUUUACUAAAACCUCUUGAUGUACGAAAACGUAAUAUACUUCUGAAGUGAAAUCAAUUUGAAUCUUUGGUGUAGGGUUUGACCAAACAAAUCCCCAUUUU